Molecule: messenger RNA, 1755 nt
Organism: Diaporthe citri
Lineage: Eukaryota; Fungi; Ascomycota; Sordariomycetes; Diaporthales; Diaporthaceae
Exons: 3
Coding region: 1-1755 (584 amino acids)
Biological process (GO): ubiquitin-dependent protein catabolic process; regulation of protein catabolic process
Cellular component (GO): proteasome regulatory particle, lid subcomplex; proteasome complex
Molecular function (GO): enzyme regulator activity
Source: RefSeq, a predicted model, not a curated record
AUGCCCGGCAAGACGCCAAACGGAAACGGGAAGGAGCCCGUCGAGAACGGUGGCUACCCCGGCAGCAAAGAUAUCGAUAUGAAGGACGAGUCUUCGUCAUCGCUCAAGGGAAAGGGGAAGAAAGGUGCCAAGGACGGCGACGAGGAGAUGACCGUUGUGGUGCCCAUUUCUAAGAAGCAGUCAUCCGCGCAACCUCCCAAUGACGCCGACGGGGACGUGAGCAUGGACGACGCCGACAAGGACGGAGAGGAGAAGGUCGACCCAGUCGCUCAAGCCGUGUCAGAUAUCAAGAGCAAUUUCGCACUCCUCGACCGAGCUGUUGCCUUAUUCGAUGCCAGAUUUACCCUGCGAGCCCUGCGAUCCGUCUCAUCCAUCCGCAAACGACUUACCCCAGACAUCCUCGCCCAGGUCAUCGUCGAGACCUUCCCCGCGACAGUCACAUCUGGAAAUGUGGCAAAACAGCUUUUGAUCGCCCUUGGCAAGGAGCACCUGCCGCUGGGACAGCAAUCAGCGGCAGACUCCGCUAUGGACGUUGAUUCCAAGACUCCCGCCAAGAAUGGCGGCAAGAAGGAGAUCAAGGAGGUCAUCCCCGAAAUAGACAUCUUUCUCGGCAUUCUUGUACAGGUUCACCUGUUCGACUCCAAGCAGUUCCAGCACGGCGCUGAGUUCUCGUCCUACCUGUGCGACCGCAUCCGCACCCUCAACCGCCGAACGUUAGACUCGCUCUCCGCAAAGGUUUACUUCUAUUACUCCUUGUUUUGCGAGAACAUUGCGCCUCUGCCUCCCUCGCCCCAGUCUCCGAUCGUUGCCCUCCGACCAACCUUGCUCGCGGCUCUGCGAACAGCAGUACUGCGAAAGGACAUCGACAUCCAGGCCUCUGUCAUUGUUCUGCUGCUCCGGAACUACCUCCUCAUGUCUCACAUAAGCCAGGCUGAUCUGCUCGUCUCGCACACACAAUUCCCCGAGAACGCUGCCAACAACCAGGUCGCCCGAUUCCUUUACUACCUCGGCCGCAUCCGCGCCAUCCAGCUGCGUUACACCGAGGCACACGAACACCUGACUGCUGCAACUCGCAAGGCGCCUUCAAGCCUCUGCGCCCUGGGCUUCUCGCAGACCGCGACCAAGCUGCUGAUGGUUGUCGAGCUGCUUAUGGGAGAUAUUCCCGACCGCGCAACGUUCCGGGUGGCGUCGACGGAACAGGCUCUGCACCCCUACUUCCUCCUCGUGCAGGCAGUACGGGUUGGCAACCUGGAGGACUUUGAGACGACCAUCGCGGACCAUGCCGACACCUUCCGCAGGGACGGCACUUACACGCUUAUCCUGCGCCUGCGACAGAACGUUAUCAAGACGGGCAUCCGCAUGAUGUCGCUUUCGUACUCGCGCAUUUCCCUGCGUGACAUCUGCAUCCGCCUUCACCUCGGCAGUGAGGAAUCAGCGGAGUACAUUGUCGCAAAGGCGAUCCGAGACGGUGUGAUCGAGGCAACGCUGGAUCGCGAGCAUGGCUUCAUGAAGAGCAAGGAGACGGGCGACAUCUAUGCUACAAGGGAGCCGACCGAGGCGUUCCAUGACCGUAUCAGGGCCUGUCUGGCGCUGCACGAUGAGAGUGUCAAGGCUAUGCGCUUCCCAAUGAACCAGCACCGACUCGAGCUCAAGAACGCACAGGAAGCGCGGGAGCGGGAGCGGGAGAUGGCCAACGACAUACAGGAGGGUGACCUCGACGACGAUGACCUCGGCGGCGACUUCGACGGCAUCUAA